GGCCACCCUGGGCUUCGCCGUGUUAAGGUACGCGUUGUAGAGAGUGGAGUAAAACUGAAAAGCACGUUCUUACAGACGGCGGUUGUGAAUCACUUGGAGCGCUCUAAUUUGCCUCCACUUCAUCUGACCUUCAACAUAAUGGCCUUAAUAGCUCAUGUCCGAAAUGUGGAGCGAACGCCAGUCCCAAGGCCCACAGGGAGUGUGUUCCCACAGGGAAAGAAUCAUAAAGACCCGUCCUUCACAUCCGCAUAUUCAUCCUGGCCUUCAUCGCCAUUCCGGACACAAAACGGCUCGACGAGCGCGAUCUACGAGGGAGGGUUGUCCUUAAAUGAGACCGAGGUGGAAGGCAGCUUUCAAUUGGGUGUGGAAAUCCUCUCAAAGCUAAUAAAUAACGGACUUCAAGGUUCCAGCCAGAUCUACCAUAUGGAGAACGCCUACUUUGGCGCCAUUGUGCUUUUUGCAACCUUGUUCUUCUCCCCGUGGACCUUCAUUGACAUGAUUCUAGGCGGGGUCUUGGUUCAAGAAUUUGCUUUGGCUAUGGACGUGGCCAUCACUCCAAACCUGGUGAGCAACGGGAUUUUGUCAUUUGUGGCCAUCAACUUCUUCCUGUUGCUCAGUAUUUGGACCAAAUUGGCCGGAUUACUGGCCACAGCCUUUGUGGUUGUCUUGUGUCAAGGCUGGAAUGGAAUUGAGGCUCACGCUCGGGGCCAUUGCAAUAGCAUCCUUGAACCUGGAACGCAAGACUCAGCCUUGAUUUCCCAGGAACUGGUGUGGCCCGCACUUUCGCCAUCGGGCCCCCAGCCACCCUUCUCCACGUGGCCGUUCACAUUGGUAACAUUCGUGUUCUUGCUGUGUGCUUCGACCCGCUCUCCGCUUCGGAAGAUCGACAUUGCCCUGCUCAGCUACCCGGAAAUGCACCGACGGCUUUUCCGUGGAGGCACCUCCGUUGAUGAUGAGGGAAACAUGUUUGCCACUUGAGCCAUAUCAACCAGUGUCUACAAUGCCAAUGAAGUCCAACUCCACUGGGCACCCAUCCAUCAUCAGACUAGUAACCGUCAAAGAAGACAAGCUUGUCCUCAGAAAGUCAAGGUCAUUGAAGGCCUUCCAGAGGUCGAGUUGCUUUUGGUUUUGCAAGUGGCAAUUAUAUCAGUCCAUUGAG
Molecule: messenger RNA, 1159 nt
Organism: Tigriopus californicus
Lineage: Eukaryota; Metazoa; Arthropoda; Copepoda; Harpacticoida; Harpacticidae
Exons: 4
Coding region: 139-978 (279 amino acids)
Biological process (GO): urea transmembrane transport
Cellular component (GO): membrane
Molecular function (GO): urea transmembrane transporter activity
Source: RefSeq, a predicted model, not a curated record